GAAUUAAUAGCACUAGCUGAGGACUUCGAAGAACUACGCGAAGAGCAGAAUGAAGUAAGUCGAGCACGAGAUAGCGAGGUAAUCUUCGGGCGUGUAGCAGUGGAAUGUGCACGACCGCUGAUAAUACAGAAGACCAUGAGACGCAUAGCCAAUACACCGAAAUGUGAUAAAAUCAUUCAUAGUCCAGUCUCCAAGUCACCUUUCCGCAGCCAGCAGCAACACCAGCCAAUCGCCAAGCAAACACCUGCAGAAACGUCUAGAAUUUUUACUUCAACUACUGCAGCAAGCAUAUCAACACAAAGCGUGCGACAUCGAAAUGACGCGGAACAACAUCAUGUAUCACCGCAAGAUCGCAAACUAAUCCCAGAAAAUCCAAAAAUAAUUAAGCAACAGCGAGUUCCACAAGAGCAAGAACCAUUACAAGUCCAAUUGAAACAAAUGCAACAAGAGCAAGAUCCGAGUUCAAUCAGGCUGCAAAUACCAGAAGUACAACAAGAACAAAGUCCUAAAGUCAAAGAAAUGUCAACAGAGUUUAAUAACCAGCGAGUAAUACGAAAUCAAGAAACAUUACCUAUCAAAGUGCAAAUACCAGAAGUACAACAAGAACAAAGUCCUAAAGUCAAAGAAAUGUCAGCAGAGUAUUGUCAACCACGAGUCAUACAAAAACAGGAAAUAUUACAAGUUCAAAUGAAGCAAGUAACGCAGCAACAAGAUCCAAGACCUAAUAGUGUACAAAAGGCGCAACGAUACCGAGAUCCAAGUCCCAUCAUGGUAGCACCUGAUGUAAAACAACAUCAAGCUACACAAGAACAAGCAGCACAGCACCAAGAUCUAAAACAUAUCAAAAAACAAAUACCAGAAAUACCACGACAACCAAAUCCUAAAUUCAACGAAAUGCCAGCAGAAUUUGGUCAACAGCUAGAUAUACAUGAGCACGUGGCACAACAGCAAGAUUCAAGACCUAGUAGCAUGGAAGAAGUACAACGACACCGAAGUGCAAGCCCUAUCAAUGUACCGCCAGGUCCAGAUGGAAAACAGCUACUAGAUACCCCAGAGCACGCAGUACAAGAAGUGUUUAACAUCUCGCAAGAACAACCACCGUCAAAGACUUCGCUAAUACCAUGGAAGCAAAAGGAUAAAAUUAUCAAAACGAAUUCAACAAAAGGUCAAAUAUAUGAUGAAAUACUUAGUCUUACCCAAUCAUUACCAUUAACACAACUACCACAGCAAAAGGAAAAAACAAUCCGCCUUCUAAAACAAGUAGGAGUAUGUUACGAGUAUCACGCAUCGAAAAAUCCACCUAGUAUUCAAAGUCGACAACAACAAGUGAAACAGCGAAGUGUAUUUCAACAAGACGAUCAUCACACCAAAGAGCAACACGACUUUUAUAAAAUAUAUAAGAGUCCAAAGCAACGUCACAGAAAUCACGCUGGCAGGUAA
Molecule: messenger RNA, 1440 nt
Organism: Teleopsis dalmanni
Lineage: Eukaryota; Metazoa; Arthropoda; Insecta; Diptera; Diopsidae
Exons: 2
Source: RefSeq, a predicted model, not a curated record